Messenger RNA from Python bivittatus (Burmese python), 5709 nucleotides. The record is from RefSeq and is a predicted model, not a curated record. NCBI's taxonomy places the organism in Eukaryota, Metazoa, Chordata, Lepidosauria, Squamata, Pythonidae.
CGAGGAGCGACCCUUUCCGCCGCCAUUUUUGGAGUCGCGGACGGGCCCUUUCGAAGAUGAGCGCGCUUUCCCGGCGGGGUCGGGCUCCGCCGGCGCUUUUCCUCCUCGCCGUGGCGCUUCUGACGGGGCCGGCCGGGGCCUACAAGCUGAACGUGCCGAAAGUGUUGCUGCACUUCAGCCGGGACAAGCGGGUCCCCCUCCUGCUGGGCGCCGGGGGCGGGUGCUCUUUCUGGUACUCCACACGCCACGACACAGUCACCAUUGAGCCAAUAUACGAGAACGGGACUGUUUGCUCGCAGAAAGCGUUGCUCACCACCCGCUCUCUGCAGGCCACAAAGCUAGCCAGCGUGAUUGUAGCAGAGGAGAUAGUAACCGGUCACUUGCUCCGCUGUGACAUCAUUGUGGAUCUCAUUGACCAGGUUGAAAUAGUCUCCCGAACUCGAGAGAUCUAUGUGGAAGACUCUCCGCUGGAGCUGAGCGUGAGAGCUUUAGAUGCUGAAGGGAACACAUUCAGCAGCUUGGAAGGGAUGGAAUUUGAGUGGAGUGUUGCCAAGGAUGAUGAAAUGGAAAACUUGGAACUGUCGAAGAAAAUAAGGAUUUUAAAAUACUCGGAGGCUGAAUAUUCCCCACCCGACUACAUCGUCCAGAUGGAAAAGGAGGAGAAACAAGGAGAUAGGAUUUUGGUCUCGGGGAUCAAAACCGGUGCAGCCGUCAUCAAGGUCCGAAUCCAGGAGCCCGUUUACAAGAAAGUUGCUGCUGCUUUGGUGCGUCUGUUGGUUUUGGAGAAUAUAUUCCUUAUGCCUUCCUACGAUGUCUACCUGCUAGUGGGCGCUUAUAUCAAAUACAGAGUUGGCAAAAUAGUGCAGGGAAAGAUCACAGAGGUAGACCUCCCUCUGGAGCAUUACGAGCUCGAACUACAGGAUGAAGUUAAGGCGCCUAGCGGGUUUCACUUUCUCCCAGUGGCCCAACUAGAUGUGAACACAGCCACCGUCACCGCCUUGCAGCUGGGCCAGGUGAACCUGGCCUUUGUCCAUAAAAACAUCCACAUGCGAGCGUCGCUAGGGCUUCCGAACUGCAGCAUCUAUGUGGUAGAACCUGGAUUUUUAGGCUUCACUGUCCAGCCGGGAAACAGAUGGGUCUUGGAGGUGAUGCGGAUGUACACCAUCACGGUUGAAGUGUUUGACAAAUCGAGCACCAAGAUCUAUCCCUCGGAUAAUCUCCGAAUAACUCACCAGUUUCCCAGGGAAUAUUUCGAGGAGUUCACUUCUUCCGCGAACGGCUCCUAUCACAUUGUUCAGGUCCUGAGGGAAGGCGUUACGGUUAUUAAAGCCAUGUUGCUGUCUGUUCUUCUCCAGAGUGGCUUGGAAGAUUAUUUCGUGUCCCCUAUCAGCCAUGAGCAAGAAGUAAAGAUCUAUCUCCCCAUCAAGCUGACACCUUCCUUCUUAGCCUUCCCACACCAUCCUCUGGACUUCUUGUAUCGGUAUAAAGUUCAGGUCGAGGGCGGUAGCGGCAACUUCACAUGGACCUCUUCCAACCAGACCGUGGCCACCGUCACUAUCAAAGGCGUCGUUGCCGCAGGGCUGGUGGAGGGGCAAAGUGCUGUGCAGGCCAGAGACGUACAGAAUCCCUUCCAUUUUGGGGAAAUACAGGUGUACGUGCUGAAGCUCUCCAAGAUGGAAUUCCUGCCGUUCCACGCAGACGCUGAGAUCGGGCAGAGCUUGGAGGUGCAGCUCAUGAUGUAUCACACGGAGAAGAAGACAGGGGCCACCACCGCUUUUACCGACUGCUCUCUCUUAGCCUUGGAUGUCAGCAUGGACAAGCAAGGAGUAUUUGCCUUGAGCGAAGAGGGGAAGCAGAAAGUCGGCGCGACGUUCUGCUCCAGUAUCCAACUAAUGGCGAAGUCUCUGGGGCACGCGCUAGUGACAGCCAGCGCCACCAUCUCUGAGGAAUAUUUUGAAACCAGCGCGACUUUUGCAGCUUACGAACCUCUCAAGGCAGUGAACCCCGUGCAAGUGGCAUUGGUGACCUGGCACUCCAUGAAGGAAAUGGUCUUUGAGGGAGGGCCCGGACCCUGGGUUUUGGAGCCGUCCCGCUUCUUCCUGGAACUCAAAGUGGACGAUAAAAACAAGUUCCACGUGGUGGAGGUUCGUUUGCCAGCUCGGAGGAAGCAGAACCAGUACAUUUACAGAGUCACAUGCUUGGAAUUGGGGGAACAGAUCUUCACCUUCCAAGUGGGCAAUCACCCAGGAGUGCUGAACCCCAGCCCUGCCGUGGAGAUGGUGCAAGUCAACUUCAUUUGCGCCCAUCCUGCCAGCAUGGCUGUUACACCUGUGUAUAAGUUGGCAGUUGGCGCACCUCCCUGUCCCUUGCCUCAGCACCACAAGCAGCUGGUCCCUGUGUCCAGUUUGAGGAACACAGUUUUGGAGCUCGCUUUGUUUGACCAGCACCGGAGAAAGUUUGACAAUUUUUCUUCUCUGAUCCUGGAGUGGACGUCGGCCAAUGAAACCCUUGCUCGCUUCACUCACCCAAGAUCCAUGCAGAUGGUAGCCAAGGAUGAUGGGACUGGACAGACAAGGCUCCACGGACACCAGCUGUUAGAGGUGCACCAGAUCAAAGGGACAGUUUUGAUUGCAGUGAACUUUGUGAAGUAUUCUGAGAGAGGCAGCCCAAAAGAGGUCUCUAACUCUCCUGCUUCUGCAGCUGUGGAACUCUUGCUGGUUGAGGAUGUAACUGUGGUCCCCGAUAACGUCACCAUGUACAACCAUCCUGACGUAAAGGAAGUCUUUGCCCUGGUGGAAGGCUCUGGGUACUUCCUCGUCAACAGCAGCACAGAGGACAUGGCAAACAUUACCUACCUGGAAACGGAGAGCACCAUCCAAGUUGUUCCAGUCCUGCCUGGUUCUUUGGCCCUGGAGGUCUACGAUCUCUGCCUUGCAUUCUUAGGACCGGCUACAGCUUACCUUCGAGUAUCAAACAUGUAUGAGUUGGAGGUGGAUCUUAUUGAUAAGGUUGAGAUCGGCAAGUCCGUGCUGGUCUCGGUGCGGGUCCUGGGCCAUCACCGCUAUGCUUUCCGCAGUAAAUACUUCGCCUACAUGCAACUUCAGCUGAAAGCCGCCUCCCCGAUUGUGAGUCUGACGCUGAUGGAGGAGACAGGCGACUACUCCGAAGUCUAUGUGCUCCGAGCCGUGGCAGUUGGCCAAACAACUUUAGUGGCCACAGCUUGGGACAAAAUGGGAGUCAAAUUCAUGUCUCCGCCACGGAAGGUGGAGGUCUUCCCACCCUUCAGGCUCAUCCCUGAAAAAAUGACACUCAUCCCCCACAACAUGAUGCAGGUGAUGUCAGAAGGGGGCCCCCAGCCUCAGUCCCUCAUUCACUUUUCAAUCAGUAACCAAACAGUGGCCGAGGUUAAUGGACUGGGGCAGGUCACCGCCAAGGGUGUGGGCACGGCGUUCAUCCUGGGGAGCAUUCGAGCCGUCAACGAGGACACGGGAAAAGUCAUCGUCUUCUCCCAGGAUCAAGUGGAACUGGAAGUGGUUCAGCUGCGGAUGAUUCGGAUCCACGCUCCUGCCACUCGACUUGUCACGGGCACUAAGAUGCCAGUUUACGUUGUUGGACUGACCAGCACGCUGACUCCUUUCUCCUUUGGGAACACUCACCCGCCCCUGACGUUCCAUUGGGCCAUGAGCAAACGGGACGUCUUGGACCUUCUUCCCAGGCAUUCAGAGAUUUCCUUGGACCUUCCUCCAGAAAGCAAUUUUGCCAUGGUCCUGCAGACAAGAGCAGCUGGCAGGACGAGCAUCAGGGUGAUGGUGCGGACUUUGGACGCCCAAGCUGGGCAGUUUGAAGGAAACCUCACCGAACUCUUGGAUGAAGUGCAGAUACUGGUCUUCGACAAGCUGCAGCUCUUCUCCCCAGAGUGCCCCGCUGAGCAAAUCCUGAUGUCCAUGAAUUCAGAACUCAAGUUACUUACAAACAGGGAAGGGGCAGCCUUUCUGAGCACCCAGAUCCUGCAGUGCUUCCCUAACUCCUCGGUCAUCGAAGAGGAUGGGCACGGCCUCCUGAAGGCGGGGGCGGUGACAGGCACAGCCGUGCUGGAGGUGACCUCCCUGGAACUCUUUGGGGUCAACCAGACCGUCGUCACCGGUGUGCGGGUUGCCCCAGUAUCUUACCUGCAGUUCAGCAGCACCCCAAAGCUCUACACAGCCAGCCGGGCCCCUCUGCUGGCGUUUCCCUUGGGCAUGUCUUUGACUCUCACUGUUCAGUUCUUUGACAGCGUCGGGGAGAAGUUCCAUGCCCAGAACACCCAGCUGUAUCUGGCCUUGAACAGAGAUGACCUGUUGCUCAUCCGGCCCAGCAGCAAGAAUUACACUUACAUCGCACAAGCCGUGAACCGAGGCGUUACGCUAGUGGGAGUUUGGGAUGAGAAACACCCAGGCAUGGCGGAUUACAUUCCCGUCCCUGUGGAACAUGCCAUCGAGCCAGAUCUCUCUGCCCCGCUUGCCACGGGAGAUGUAGUGUGUUUCAGCACACCUCUUGUUAACCAGGAAGGGGAACCUGGAACAUGGCAGAUCACCCCCAGCGAUGUGCUGGAGAUGGACGUGGUGAGCGGAGCAGCGUUUGCAAAGCACCCAGGGAAAGCCACAGUCUUCCACGAAAUCUCGGGGAUUGUGAAAACAUACAGAGAGAUCAUCAUUCAUGGUCCCUCGAGACUAAGCCUUCACCUCGGUCCCAAAAACUUCCUAAGCAAUACUCCCAAUGCCUCCGAAUUCCAGGUUUUCAUCUCCACAAGCCCAGCAACUCUUCGAGGUCCUUGUGGGUCUGAGCAGCUUCGUGCCAUCACAGAUCUGCUUCUCCCCGAAUCUCAGCUGACUUGCCAAGUGGAUUUCAGCGAGAGCGUCCUGAACAUUCCAGCGAGCAAAAUAUUUCACGUGCAGCCGGUGUUUUAUACAGAUAAAGGGCUCUACGCUUGCAUAGUAACCGUGAAGGCCCACCCUGAAGAUGAUCUGCUGGCCCUCUGCACAGUGGAAGGCUUCGUGCACGUGUCCGCUGCUCUCCUCAGCGAGCAAACCCAAGGAGAGCAACGGAUCUCGGUCCCGUUUUUCCCGGCUUUCUACAUCAACCAGACCGAAAUUGUCUUCAGCAGCUCCCAGCUGACCAGCGAAAUCCUGGUCUUCGGGGCCAGGAGAGUGACGGAAAAAAUCGAGGCCCAUCCCAGUUCUCCGGUAGUGCAAGUGGAACCGCCCCUCCUCCUGCUCGACAUGCCCGGGCUUGUCCUCUACCCGGUCAGCGUGGUCAAUCUCACCUCUCUCCACCGGAGGGCAGCACCCGUCUUCGUCAACCUCUCCUGCAGCCUGACGGGGCAGAGGGCCGCUGUCUUGGUGCGGCCCGUGCAGGAACAGCACGUCUUUGAUCAAUGUGCUGAGGCCAGCCUCGUCCGGCAGCUGGUGGGGUCAUACCAGGUCCUCCUCUUCACCAUCUUCGCAGUCCUAGCAUCCACCAUGGUCAUCUUUCUCACCUAUAAUGCCUUCCUGAACAGAGUUCAGACUGUCCCAGUGGUCUACGUUCCCACCUCGGCCACAACGCAUGAAGGGUACCUCUAUUCUCCACUAAGUGCUACGCACCACCCUUCCAGCCUAAGGAACAGGACUCAGGCCUGGCUGUGGAGCGUACGAAGGUGACUUCUAGAAGAAUGUGAAACAAGUAAACUGA